CGUGAUGAAAUAAUUAAAAAAAAUGUUCCUCUGACGUCACAAACAGACCUCCUGACGCGCCUCUCAGACGUCAGGAGGGAGAGGUACGUGCGCGUUCCCGACCCGCAUGUAAACCCUCGUCCCUCUGACGUCACCGCCGUCUGACGAUCAUCCGAAAUCCCCGAUGCGGCGGUGCGCGCUCCCGCGCCGCUCUGAAUGGGGGUCUGGGUCCAGCUCGUGACAGCGAACCCGGUCCAGCAGUGAAACCCGGAGUCCGCGCAUCCAGUCAGGUGUCCGCCCCCCUCCGCUGCACCGGCACCGUGCACGUUCAUUCAGUUAGAAGUGCACCGACGGGCGCAGCUGUCUCCGUGUGCCCGGGAUGAGCGAUGAUGGCCGGCUCUACAGCAGAGGAGAAAACCUUCCGACGGUUCCUGGAGCUCUUUCUCCGGGAGAUGAGGACGCCUCUGCAGGAGAGCGACCCGCCGCCGAUGCGCCCAUUGUCGGACCUGCUGGCGGACGACGAGGUGGAGGGGGAGUGCCUGGACCUGUGUCUGCAGCACCUCUACAAAUAUAACUGCCCCUGCUCCCUGGCUGCAGCGCUGGCCAGAGCCACAGCCGACCGCCUGCUGCAGACCGACCUCUCCAUCCACCACCUGAACCGGCCUGAGGAGGAGGGGGUGGAGCCUGUAGCACAGAUGGAGUCGGUGAAGCUGGCCUGGCUGGUGUUCAACCGGCUGUUCGAGGUCUGCUGCCUCUGGAUGGACGAGCUCCCGUUCCGCCGCCGGCCGCAGCCGUACUACGAGACGUCCAUCCACGCCAUCAAGAACAUGCGGCGCAAGAUGGAGGACAAGCACGUCAUCAUCCCCGACUUCAACUCGCUCUUCAACCUCCAGGACCAGGAGGAGCAGGCCUACUUCGCGGUGUUUGACGGACAUGGCGGUGUGGACGCCGCCGUCUACGCAGCCAACCACCUCCACGUCCACCUGGCGCAGCAGGAAUGCUUCAGCCAGGACCCGAUCGAGGCCCUGUGCCGGGCCUUCAGGGCCACGGACCAGGGCUUUGUGAAGAAGGCCAAGCGAGAGGUGCUCAGGUGCGGCACCACGGGCGUGGUGACCUUCCUGAGGGGCCGGACCCUCUACGUGGCCUGGCUGGGGGACUCACAGGUCCUCCUGGUCCGCAAGGGACAAGCUGUGGAGCUCAUGAAGCCCCACAAACCAGACCGAGCGGAUGAGAAGCUGAGGAUCGAGGCUCUGGGCGGUUGCGUCAUCUGGUUCGGCACAUGGAGGGUUAACGGCAGUCUGUCCGUCUCCAGGGCGAUAGGCGACUCGGAGCACAAGCCCUACAUCUGUGGCGAAGCGGACCACGACGUCUUCCCAUUGGACGGUUCUGAAGACUACCUGAUCCUGGCCUGCGACGGCUUCUGGGACACGAUGACCCCGGACGAGGCGGUCGCCGUGGUGAGCGACCACCUGGAGGAGAACACCGGCGACACCACCAUGGUGGCCCACAAGCUGGUGGCCUCGGCGCGCGACGCGGGCUCCAGCGACAACAUCACCGUCAUCGUGGUCUUCCUGCGGGACCCGCGCUCGCCGCUGGCCGCCGGCGCCCGGAAGGAGGGCGCGGUGCAGGGAGAGGCGGGGCGGGAGGAGGAGGAGGAAGACGAUGCCGUCGGGGCGGAGCGCGGCGACGGGGGGAAGGGGCGCGGCGGCUGGCCCGUGCAGCAGUGCUCGGCGCCCGCCGACCUCGGCUACGAAGACCGAACGGACUCCUUCACGGACAGAACCAGCCUGGACCUGAUGGGCCCGUCGCUGGAGGGCCGGGUCUCCCUGGUCUCACGCCGACCCCGACCCGACUUCUGCCCCGACCUCUUCGGGGCCUUCCACGUCCACCGAGGAGAAGAGCGCCCGCCGAGGCGCAGGUCCCGUCUCGCCCUUCGGGAGCCCGGCGACUCCGGCUUCACGGACCCGCCGUGGCCCCGGGCCGAGCCGCCGUGGCCCCUCGGCCCCGCGCUGUGGGGCCGGGCGGCGAGGCAGAGCCGCGUGCUCGGUCCCGGGAGCCGCCGGCGGGUGCGCCGGAGGCCGGGCGCCUCCAGCCGGCAGCUCGGGCUGCUGCCGGCCGGCCUACUGCUGCCGCUCACGCAGCAGCGCGCCGACCGGAGGCCCGGGGUGGCGGCGCCGCACCGGGCCCACGACACCACCUUCUAAGAAGAGGUGACCCAAACCAAAACCACACCCUCCACGUGUCCGGUCCCGCCCCCCCAGACCCCUCACGCCCUUUGAACCACGUUUAGAUUCUCAUCUCGUCGAGUUGACCCCUGACCCACACGCUGACCGACGUUACCGAUAUUACUACUCAUGUAUAUAAAUGGCGUAACGCUCCCUCGGAUGAAGUUUACCGCUGCUCCUGGUUUCUGGGACUCAUGCCGACCUCCAUCCCUCCGCUGACCUCUGACCUCGCCAUUAUCUGCAGAUAAAAAAGCACUUAACGUCGGAUUAUGAAAAGAUUAGCGCUCUCUCACCUGAAGCUCCGCCCAGUGUUCCCGACGGAUGAGUGGAGCGAUACUUUAAAACCUAUAUUUCGUUGAGGGGCCUCGGUACUCCCAGGUGAGAUUUUACUUUUCGGACGUAUUUUCCAGCCGGCUUGAUAAGUGCAAACUCUUUAGUGUUGAGCUGCAGUGCUUCCACUAAUGACCCGUGUUCACGGGAACUUAAGGACACGUGAGAGGAGCAGUCGGACUCGACUCUUAUUGUCAGGGAAGUGAGUACGUUUAUUUCCAGACCUUUAGGUUUCAAAUGACGCGAAGAAGAGAAUCUGUAAAUAAAAUGGCGGCGUUGACGACCACGAAAACAUCCCGAGUCGUCGGUUACGUUAGCAAAGCUUCGCGAGGCGCGGACGUCAUGGCUUCAUGUACCUAACACCAAAUAUGGUAGUUUCUCCUUAAUGCUAAUUCAUAAUCAUAAUUAACAAAUGUAAUAAUAAUAUAUAUAUAUGAAUCUAAUAAGACUGUACCACCCAUAUUCACUUGGUGAGACUGAUGUGCUUAAAACACACACAGUGGCAUCUUUACUGUAUCUAACCAUAUUUAAUGACUAAACUAGCUUUACGAAACAUUUGCUAUGAAACUAUGACAUCAUAAUGAACCUCUGACCCCUGGUGAACCCUGACGUUCCUAACUGUCGAUUGUCCUUUUCAAAGUACUAAACAACGCUUCGGUUGCCUCUUAAUGUUAUAUAUUAAAUGUGUUGUGGGA
Molecule: messenger RNA, 3229 nt
Organism: Pseudoliparis swirei
Lineage: Eukaryota; Metazoa; Chordata; Actinopteri; Perciformes; Liparidae
Gene: ppm1e
Product: protein phosphatase, Mg2+/Mn2+ dependent, 1E
Exons: 8
Coding region: 366-2183 (605 amino acids)
Biological process (GO): protein dephosphorylation; negative regulation of protein kinase activity
Molecular function (GO): protein serine/threonine phosphatase activity; cation binding
Source: RefSeq, a predicted model, not a curated record